Molecule: messenger RNA, 914 nt
Organism: Botrytis cinerea B05.10
Lineage: Eukaryota; Fungi; Ascomycota; Leotiomycetes; Helotiales; Sclerotiniaceae
Exons: 3
Coding region: 197-445 (82 amino acids)
Source: RefSeq, a predicted model, not a curated record
GGCACGUAUAUUUUAAGUUGUCAACUAAAAAGGAUGGGUAUUCCCUAUCCUAAUUGUAACGAUUUCACUUUAUCUCGAUAUUUCAUGUUGACAUAUUGAACGUUAAUUUUCCAGAAGAGAGUUUACCAUCAAUAUACACCCUACAAGAAUCAUCCACUUUCCUACAACUCAUAUUCAAUCCAUCAUAUAUCUCAUCAUGCCCCAACAAAGCAAGAACAACCCGAUUAGACUCAUUAGCAAAAAGACCCCGUCUAAAGUCUGCUCAUCUAAAUUACGAAGUCGACUUGUCACAUCACCAGGUACUAGGGAUGAUGAAAUUGCAAAUACUAGUGAGGAGGAAUUAUCCUCAGGCUCAGAAGGGUCUACAAGGUCUACUUGCUCUGGGGAUUGUGGAAAGAUUGGUGGUUGUAAGAGGAAAGAGAAGAGUGUGAGUUUGGAGUUCUGAAUGUUGGAAGGAGGGAAGGAGUGGAGGAGGGGAAGAGGGGAAUUGAGAUGGAACUCGUGAUGGAAAGGGUUAGAAUCCAACAUAGGAAGUUGUGUGAGAUGAAGCAGGUGCGGCUCUGUGGUGGUAGUUUCUUGUAGUACUGGUUUGGUAGAGUAACGUGGGUGAGGUUUCCAAGGGUUUGGUUUCUGUUCAUUUUUGGAAUGAUAUGAUACCCAACACAGAUUUUGAGGCAAUCAUCUAAAGCAACAUUCUUUGAGAGCAAGAGAUCAUUCGUGGACCAUCGAUCAUCGUCAAUCUCAAGAUGUUUGCUUCGAUCAGGUGAAAGCACAUGAGGGUUGUGUAUGGUGGACUUUGUAGUGAUAUUUCCUCUCAUUUUCAUGCUUUCAUCUGAGGUUUAUCAUCUACUGUACCAUAUGUAUACGAUAAAAUUCUCAUAUUAAUUUGAAAAGAUAUCUCGAGAAAGAUAUCA